Messenger RNA from Passer domesticus (house sparrow), 13341 nucleotides. It is a transcript of the gene TRIM67, whose product is annotated as tripartite motif containing 67. NCBI's taxonomy places the organism in Eukaryota, Metazoa, Chordata, Aves, Passeriformes, Passeridae. Bases 8184 to 10397 code for a protein of 737 amino acids. Gene Ontology annotation, molecular function: zinc ion binding; protein binding. Gene Ontology annotation, cellular component: cytoplasm. The transcript is spliced from 10 exons. The record is from RefSeq and is a predicted model, not a curated record.
ACUCAGCCAGUCAAUCCAAUUUGGAGCUGGAUGGUGGCAGUAGUGGACUAAGUCCCUUAUCUGUUCCCUUCAGCUGUUUUACUCUUCUGCUAUUGAUGGAAACAUAAAAUUAAAAGUGGAAUCAACUCAUAGGAAGCAAGAGCCCAGCAAGAGAAUUAGGAGGGAAAAGUUGAGGAGACUAAUCUCUCUACAGCUGGGGUAAUGUGCUGACAGAUUUGAUUUUAAAUGCACAUGCAGUAGAUUGGGUAUUUCACAAAUAUUGCUAUUUCAUUUAUCUUAGUGGGUAUCAAAGCAAGUACAAGAAGAAAAUUGAAAUCAGAUUGGUAAUGGUUUGGGGGAUUUUUUGAGGAGUGCAAUUUAUGGAAUUCUGGUUUCCCAUGUGAUGUGCACUGGGAAAUUAUGAAGUUUGAGGAAUGAACAGGAGGCCUGAAAGUGGAUUAGCCAUUUCUACAGGAUGAUAGCAGAAAUAUAUAGAGGAACUAACAGGUGUUUAUACUUGAUUCUGUGCAUGCUUCAUGUUAUGUACAGGCUGCAAUGAAAAAGAAGCUCAAGCACUUGAAAUCAGUGGUUGCAAUGGUGCAAAGUUUGAUGUAAAUAAGAAUUAGAAUAUGAUGGACCAGACAGCCUGGUGUGUCUGUGGGAUUCAUAGUUCUCUUUUGAUUUUUGAUUCCCUUUUGAUUCCAGCCAGAGAAGACCUUGCAUUUCUUUACAUUAGUAUUUCUCAGUAGGCUAAAUGUGACAGCUUCCCUGCAUGACCCAGAUUGCUGGAGCUGCACAGGAGUUGAGUGAUGCUGCUUUCUUUAUCUUUAUACAAACCUCUCUGCUGUGCUUCUGUUUUGGGCUGGCAUUUGGCAAUGCACACUGACAAAUAAAAUCUCUUAUGUAAGGGGUUCUCCCCAAGGAGGAUCCUCUGCCUCUUGUAUCACAGUGACGUGACAAAGAAAACCUCAUGGUCAGCAUCAUACCCAAUCAGCAGGUGGUUCUUCUGCAGUGAGGACAGGAAAAGGACAAUCUUUGUGCCCAAGGGACACAUAGGCACAUCUUCCUUCUCUUCAAUAAGGGUUUCUUGCCAUGGCCAGUACAGAGGAGUGUUGGGAUAAACCCCACCUCUUUGUAGGAUUCAUGAUCUUCAGAUCACUUCCCUCUUGUCCAUGGGGCUGAUCCCCCCUAGGGCUGGAUUUGGUGUGAAGUGGGGAACAAGCAGAGCUUUGCAAGGAGGCCUCUGUAAGAUGAAUAGUGGGAGAAAGACUGAAAGGCUGCAAAGGAGUCAGGAGGGGAUGGUGAAGGAUCAGGGGAGUUUCUCUGCAUCAAGGAGUAGGGAAGAGUAGCAAGGGAAAGCAACAUAAGGAAGAGGGAAGCAGAAUCUCUGUACUUAUAUAAGAAUGUUCAAAGAUGCUGUCAUAGAUGAAAGGAAAAUGUAGCAAAGGGAAAGAGAGGACAAAGGCAGAAUGAAGGUGUUUUUCAAGUCAGGAAAUGUAAUACUCAAUGAAGCAAAAGAAUACAUUGCUGGUGUGAGUGUGAUUGAUUUGGCUGAUGUCUGUUUGCUCCCUUCUAUUGGGCAGCUCAAUGGGCUGCUGAAGAGAAGGAGGCAUAAAUCUCACGUAGGUGAGGUGUGUUGAUGAAAAAAGCUUGGCAUCUUGUGGACUUGCCUCCCCACUUGACUGAUGCUGAUGUCUCACACCACAGAGAUGGCUUUUUGGAUCUUGUGCAAAUUCUCAGUGGUGCUGCAAGGGGCCCUUCCUCCCCACUCCUGUCCUUGUGUAGGCACGGGCACCUCUGAAUCAAGAUGUUGAUGCUGAAAGCCAAUUGUCCUGGUCUGGAUUAAUGCUUGUGGCUGUCUGAAAGCUGCAGUAAGUGCAGGAGAGGUGAUGAGGACAGGCAGCUGGGGGUGGUGUCAGAAAGAACUUUCCUGUACAGCGGUGACAAAGAUUUAUGCUGAAUUCCAGUGCUCAUCUCAUCAGCAAUUGGCAGGACCUGAGUCUCUGUGCACAUUAGAGGCCUCUCCUGUCUUGAUUCUCUGGUGCAUAGCAAUGUGGGAGUUCCUGUUUACUUAUCAGAAACAAAGCUGAAAAGAGAAGGGGAAGCUCAAGGCAGCCUCUGUUUCUGCAACCUGUCAAUCUGGCCCCACUCACAGUUAUAAUCUCCAACAUUUUUCUUGGCUCCUACUCCUCACUUCUCAAUGCAGCUUGAAAGGCUCCUGCAUGGCAUUGCAGUACAUAGAAGAGGCUUUGGUCAAACCCUCUAGAGCUCCAUGUAAAUUUUGCCCCAGUACCUACAGCGAAGGCAGGUUUGACAGGUCUCUUGGUCUUUCAAAUACACAUUCAGGGCUCACUUGAGCUACUUGCAGAAUAGAAGAGCAAAGCCCAUCUCUCAGGGUAUUUAUAGAUUCUUCAUUGCUCAGGAAAAUUUCCUCACUAGUUGUCUUGCUAAACAAAGAUAGCACUUUUUUCUCACAUUUAGCAAAGGAGAAAAGCUACUUGGGCCUCCCUUCUUGAUAAGAGACCUUUUUCACUGAGUUGCAUUUGGAUUAGUUCCCUAGCCCAGUUCACAGAACACUGCCCACCCUUUCAGGGACAAAACUUCACUACCCUCUUUGUGUAAGUAUUUUCUUUACAUGAGAAGAGAUUGCCACAUGGUGGCAAUUUACCUUCACUUUACAGUUGUAUCUACAAGUGCCUAACCCAGUCUGGAGUCUUUUCCAAACAUGUUUUCCUUCAGCCCUUCCUUUGCUCUUACGAAACACUGGUGCUUCAAUGUUGAGAUUACUUACUGCUUGUUUGGUUUUGAGGGGGUGUUUGUCCCUCUUGUCUAUUCCCUCACACUCCACAAUGCUUAGGAUGCCGUUACUUUUUCCUCCCUGCUCCCAGCCUUCCUACCAAAAGAGGAUAUUGGGACUGGUUUGGAUUUUAUGUAAUCUUUGACUUUCUUAAAAAGCUGUGUAUACUUUUCUUUACAGGCAUGAAUGGAAUGACCACAGGGACAGCUGAGGGAGCAGGGCAGGUGCAGAGGGUUGAGACAGACUGCAAGCCCAUGCUCAGAACAGCUUCCUGUGACCUUCUCUCCCCAAGCUGGCCCAGGAACAGAUGAGGAACCCUAACCCAGUCUCUGCUGUAAUACUAUUGAAACAAAAUCAUCUCUGCCCAAAGUUUACAGUUGCUUUUUAAAAAGGCAGCAAAUGUGACACAGUACUCCAAAAAUCAUACUGUGAGGAUGUUAACCCUUUGGUGCUCUGAAAUGUGUCCAAAGCAGGGCCCCAUUCCCUGCUGUCCCUCACACACAGCUGCUCAGGGUCCAGUGCUCUCGUCCUCUUGCCUCUCAAAAGAGCAAGCACCCCUGAGGAUGCUGCUUGCAAGUUGAACUGUAGCAUUGAAGGAAAAGUAUCGCACUCCACUGCACAAAAGCAGCAAGAAAGAGAGGAUUCCUGGCACAGCAGGAAAGCCAAGAUGUCCCUGGAGUAAUUCCAAAGUCUUGCAGGCUGAUGUAUUUUUACAGCAUCACAGAAACAUGAGAUCUUAUUUUUCAAGAGUCCUGAUUAUAGGUAAGUGACUUUUGUGCUUUCUUUGUGCUUUCUUUUAGAUAUGAUUUUUUAAAGAAGUAUUGUAACUGACCUGUUCCUGAGAUUUGUCUGUGCCAACAACACUUUUUGUUGCCAUAUAAGUUUAAAGCACCAUUUUUCUCUGUAUUGAAUUUCAUUCUUAGAUGGCUGAAAUAGAUUUAGAAGUGUAUUUGUUGAGCAAUGUUUGGGAUCAAGUACCAUUUUUUGCCGUUUAACCAUCAUAACAAACAUAUACUCAGCAAACAUUCUGAAUAAAAUUCCAUUGUAUGGAAUUGUCCUCAGCUGUGAAUUACAUUUUUCAUGGCAGAUUUACUCCUCAAUUUAUUGAGAAAAUUCAAUAUGUAGCUGCAUUUCUAUUACAGAUACAGUCUUCUGCUAGCCAACAGAUAAGCUUUUUAUCAGCAGCCAUGCUUCUGUGGCACUCUUCUGGGCUGCCGCCAAGCUUUGCCGUCCUUCCUUUCAUGAGCACACCAAUGUGCAAACAUUUGAAAACCCUAAAUAAUAUAAUAGUUACUUGAAUGCAUGCUCAAAAAAAGCCCAAAAAACCCCCAACAACACCAAACAAAAUCAAUUUCAAAACUCUUACACCAACAUAAUGUACCUAAUGCAAAUCUACAAAACCAAGGAGCACAUUUGCCAUUUCCAAAGCCCCCUGACCCACGGACUAUAUAGAUCAGCUUUUCCUCUGAGCCACAGUGGAAGUCUGCCUUCUUAUGUCUCUUUGCCACAUCACUCCUCAAACAUGCAGUGUCAGCUCCAAAUGGAGCCGGUAAUGUUGGGAAGACAAGUCUGGGUAGAGAACAUGAUGAAGAAUAAGCAGACAGGAGAGAUUACACUCUGCUGUGGUUUUUAUUAUGCAUAGGAGCAAUGCUGAGGUGUGUGGGGUGUACAGCCACUGGUUAGAAUCCAGCCUAAAAUUCAGAGAUGGGCAGCAGGUGCAGCUGUGCUGUCCACUGUGGUUGCUGAGGGCAUCCUCUGCUGAUAAUUGAGCACCCUGCAUUUCUAACAAGAAGGCAUUUUUAACAAGGCACUGGAACUCUUCAGCUCACAGUGCCACACAAGCUGCUGGCUUUAGCCCAAGCACAUUUUAUCUUCUCUACUCUUGUGAACUAUUUCUCUGUUCUUCUUGCAAUGGAAUAAGAACCUGUGGAGAUAAGAUCCUUUUUCUUCCCUGUUGCCCUUCAGAUGAGAGGAUGUGCACUUGGAGUGAUGCCCAUUAGCAGAAGUGAUGAUGGAAUACUGGAAUCAAAAAAUUCCCCACAGAGAAACAGCAGUGGUAAAAGAAGAAAACUGAAUAAAGUGAAGUGACCUUGGUGGACAGCUACUGAAGGAAAAAAUAAAAGAGAAAAGAAAGAAAGAAAACUACCAGGAAACGGGUUAAUGUGUGAGGGCAAUAUAAAAUAUGAAAAUGUACAAGAACAGUAAGGGGAAGUCAACAAAAUUGUCACAACAGGCAGAAUGAGAAGGCAUAAGCAAUAAAACAAGAGAGGAAAGAUUAAUCAAAUCCCUCCUUACUGUAGGGUUGUACUACACCUUGCCUUAUGUUUUUUUAAGUGUAACUCUAUAAAUUAACCUCAUUGGCUUUUUUCCCCCCAUUGUGGGGAUAUAAAAGAUGCUAAUAAGUUCUUACAAAGGGUAAAUAGUUUAAGGGGAUAAUACUAGUGAUACUGAAGUAUUAAACUGAAGAUCAAAGCUAGGACUGCCAGUAUAGGAUCUUUAGGUUAUCCAUACACUGCUACAGCUCUAACAGAUUAAAGACUCAUUUGAACAUAAAAAGAUGAAAAAUCAUAGACAUCAUAGCCAUUAUAAUAAUGCCUUGAUUACAAAACAUAGUAAAGGCCCAAUUCUUUCAGGCUCAUACCAAAUAGUCCUUUAUUAAUAGCUUCAUUAAAGUUAGUGGAAUCAUCUUGGUGGGCUGUGUUCCUCAUCAAAAGUAAGGAUUUCUAAGGUCAGUCUGCUCAAGCUCAGUGACAUUUUUCAACUCUUAGACCAGUUUCCAUUCUGACCCCUGGAGUAGUAAGGGUUACAGUGAUGUUUUGACUGUUCACUUCCAUCAGCAGCAGCGCAGUUAUACAGAGAAAUACUUUUCAUAAGGAGAAGAAUCUGUCCUGUGCAACCUAAACUCUGAAUAUUGUUAAAGUAGGAGCUACUUCCAGCCGCAGUCUCUGGUGCCAUGGGGAUGAAGGUUUCUGCAUUGAAACUCUACAACUCCUUGGCAACAAGGGCUGUUCUGGGACCAGUAGGACAGGUAAACAAGUGUAGCUCUCCCUGCUCUCAAAGCCAUAGCUCUCUUGGGCAUUAACAUUUCAGACUCACUCAGAAGGUUAAAAAAGACCCUGGAUGAUGUAAAAGUCACACCACAGAACAGAGCAAAACAGAUCACCUUUUUAAGCUCCAUUUCAAAUGUCACCUACUAUAGUGAUAUGCUCUCAGGUGAAGUCAGGUUUGGGGAGAGAAGAAAAGUUGUGUUUGAAAGAGAAUGUGCUUCUGAGAUGGUUUAUUUCUUGCCAUUUCUGUGUCAAGUGCCAAAGAUUCUAGGAGUUUAUAUAAACUCUGGAGUAGGAUUGGAAAUGGAUAUGUAAAAUUCAGUGUAUUAGAACUCUGGGAAUUGCAAGCCCCAGCUAAAAAGCAGCUAUAAAAAGUAGUUGGUCAGGUUUGGUGUUCAUACAUUUCCACCAUUUACCUGUCUGUUCAUUUUUUCUUUGAUGUCUCAGACCUGAUGCUGCUAUUAUGCACAUUAUGACAACUGUCACCUUCCACACAGGACAGGUAAAGAAAGAAGGCAAAAGUCCAAGAAAAAGCUACCAUGCCUUUAUAAUUACCUUUAGGAUUAUGGCUUGAACAUAGACUUGAAAUAUGUGACUUGGAUUCCCCUAUGGGUCUGAAAGAAACCUUUAGAGUACAUCCACUCUCGCUACUGACAGAUGGUAAAGCAGAGAACAGCCACUACGAAGAUAACAGUAUUUCACCCACGGGUUUUUCUUACUAUGUAGUAGCAUAAGGUAGCUGUGAAGUCAAUGGUGUUUCAGAACACUUCUUGCAGUACUGAGGUUUCUGGCUGGAGGUAGCCCAAACACACAAUCAGUCUAGGAACUCUCAAUCUCAUCACAGAGGUCACAUAAAAGAAGAAGAUACCUAGCCAAAUGACAGGCAGGUUUAUGUGGGUCAUGGCUGUUUCUACUAUGUACCAGAGGCCAAACUUGCUGCUUUUCGCACUGAAAUGGGGAACUACAAAGCUUUAAACCCCUUGGGGUUUUUUCCCCCUCAGCUUGUCAUGAGAGUGGCUAGGCAAGAUACAAAAAGGAACUCCAGAGAGGAAAGACUGAAAAAAAAAUUGAAGCUUUAAUAUAUUCCUACUCUCUGACCCCAUUCCUCCUUUGCUGUGCAUCAACCAUUUUAACAAUCUGGCAAAAGCAAACCCUGAAACUAGAAAACCCUUUCCUAACCAGUGUCACAAAACCUCUUGUCAUUUACUGAGAAAUGUUAUGAUGUUUUAAUGUUAUCUCUUCUCUUUUCUUUUUUAAAUUUUCAUUCAAUACCACUUAGUUCCUCAUUUUAAAAAUAGCUGUUCUGAAAAGACCAGUUUGCAUUUUAAAACAAACAAAUGGUUAGGAUCUGCUUACAGAAUUGAGCUUAAUAUGGUAGUGGCUGUUAAACAAGAUUGACGAAUAACAAUAAUAAAAAUCAGUGAAAUCACUUACAUAUAAUCUCUUGACUAUGAAAUAAACCACUGCUACAUCCACGCUAAGCAUAUGUAAACAAAACAUGGGGGAUUUGCCGCUGCUGGUUUCUUUCUCCUAAGGAUGGUUAUUUUCAGUUCAUAAACUCUCAGCUGUCAUCCCUGAUUUAUCUUCGCAGCAGAUUCUUGUUGGGGUCACAGGGCUGGGAGCAGGGGCGAUGUGGCACGUCCCCCGCCCGCUGCGCUCUGCCGCCCCUGCCAGCCACAGCGUUCGUAGCUGGGAUUCGUGCUUCCCUUUUAACCCCUUUCUCAUCCCUCCCUCUGUCAGUGCCUGACAUUUUGUGCAUUUUGGUUGUUUUCCAGCAUGGUGAGAGCCGUGUGAGGGAGAGGUACGAGCUUAGUUUGUUGGCGAGCAUCCUCCUCUAAUUCGGGGACGGGAGAGAGGGCUAACAGAGAUAACGAAACCCCGCCUGCGUUCAAUCUGCUGCCCAAACAAUGUCUUUAUUUAAGCAUAUGAAGACAUCGCUGUGUAGAGGUCCUUUAAAAAAUGUUUUAGCCUUUCCCAGCCGUAGCGAGAGCGACCACUUUAUUUGCUGGAAAGGGCUCUUCCCGCCCCUUCCUACUCCUGCCCUGCCUCCGCCCCCCGCCUCCUUUCCCCAUAUAUUAUUACUCUAUGUUAAAACAGUCCCACCGCGCUCCGUGCCCACGGCCGGCCGGCGGGCAGCCCUUCCGUGCCCGGGCCGAGCGGAGCUGUCUGUGCGCGGCGGGUGCUGAACCGCGCGGGGCGGCAGCGCCGGCGGAGCCCUCCCGGCCGGAGCCCUGCCGGCCUCGCCCCGGCGCCGGGAGCGGCGGGAGGCGGCGGAGGGGGCGCCGCAGGGGAUGGGGGGAGCCGGCGGCGACCCCACGCCGCCCGCCUGAGGAGCCCGCGCACAAAGCCGCGCCGCGGCCAUGGAAGAGGAGCUGAAGUGCCCGGUGUGCGGCUCGCUGUUCCGGGAGCCCAUCAUCCUGCCGUGCUCGCACAAUGUCUGCUUGCCCUGCGCCCGCACCAUCGCCGUGCAGACCCCGGAGAGCGAGCAGCACCUGCCGCCGCUGCUCCACUCCCGGGGCCCCGCGCCGUCCCCCGCCGCCGCGCCGGGAGCGGCGCCGGGAGCGGCCGCGGGCUCCGCCGCCUGCCUGGACGCGGAGAGCGCGGCGGGCGGCGGCGGCGGGGACCACGCGGACAAGCUGAGCCUGCACAGCGAGACCGACAGCGGCUACGGCUCCUACACCCCCAGCCUGAAGUCCCCCAAUGGCGUGCGGGUGCUGCCGCUGGUGCCCGCGCCCCCGGGGGCGGCGGCGGCUCCGCGGGGCGCGGGCCCCGCCAGCUCCUCCCUCACCUGCCCGCAGUGCCACCGGAGCGCGUCCCUGGACCAGCGCGGGCUCCGCGGCUUCCAGCGCAACCGGCUGCUGGAGGCCAUCGUGCAGCGCUACCAGCAGGGCCGCGCCGCCGCCGCCGCCGCCGCCAAGUGCCAGCUGUGCGACCGCAGCCCGCCCGAGCCGGCCGCCGUGCUGUGCGAGCAGUGCGAGGUGCUGUACUGCGCCGCAUGCCAGCUCCGCUGCCACCCGGCCCGCGGGCCCUUCGCCAAGCACCGCCUGGCCCCGCCGCCCGCACAGCCGGGCGCCCCCGGCGGCGGCGGGGACGGCGCCGGGAAGGGGGCGGGCGGCGGCCGCAAGCUGCCGACGUGCGCCGAGCACGACCUGGAGAACUACAGCAUGUACUGCGUGAGCUGCCGCAGCCCCGUCUGCUACCAGUGCUUGGAGGAGGGCAAGCACAACAAGCACGACGUGAAGGCCCUGGGAGCCAUGUGGAAGCAGCACAAGGCACAGCUAUCUCAGGCUUUAAAUGGUGUUUCAGAUAAAGCAAAGGAAGCGAAAGAAUUUUUGGUUCAGCUGAAAAAUUUAUUGCAGCAGAUCCAGGAGAAUGGGUUGGAUUAUGAAGCCUGUCUCGUGGCUCAGUGCGAUGCCUUGGUUGAUGCGUUAACACGGCAAAAGGCAAAACUGCUCACAAAGGUCACCAAGGAACGUGAGCACAAGCUGAAGGUUGUUUGGGACCAGAUAAAUCACUGUACACUGAAGCUACGCCAGUCAACAGGGCUGAUGGAAUACUGCUUAGAGGUUAUCAAAGAAAAUGAUCCCUCUGGGUUUUUACAGAUUUCAGAUGCUUUAAUCAAGCGUGUUCAGGUAUCUCAGGAACAGUGGGUCAAAGGAGCCUUGGAGCCGAAAGUAUCUGCUGAGUUUGACUUGACUCUGGAUAGUGAACCUUUACUGCAGUCAAUUCACCAGCUGGAUUUUAUUCAGAUGAAAUUGCCACCCGUUCCAUUACUGCAGCUGGAGAAGUGUUGCACCAGGAACAACAGUGUGACAUUGGCCUGGAGGAUGCCACCUUUGAGCCACAACCCAGUGGAGGGCUACAUCUUGGAACUUGAUGAUGGAGACGGUGGCCAAUUCCGAGAAGUAUAUGUUGGCAAGGAGACCCUCUGCACCAUCGAUGGCCUUCAUUUCAACAGCACUUACAAUGCCAGAGUCAAAGCUUUCAACUCCUCGGGCGUUGGUCCUUACAGCAAGACAGUAAUUUUACAGACGUCGGAUGUGGCAUGGUUCACCUUUGACCCCUCCUCAGCUCACAGAGACAUAGUGCUGUCGAAUGACAACCAGACUGCCACCUGCAACAGCUACGAUGACCGUGUGGUCCUGGGCACCGCCGCCUUCUCCAAGGGCGUGCAUUACUGGGAGCUUCACGUGGACCGCUACGACAACCACCCGGACCCAGCCUUUGGCAUUGCCAGGAUUAAUGUGGUCAAGGACAUGAUGCUGGGCAAGGAUGACAAGGCAUGGGCCAUGUAUGUGGACAACAACCGCAGCUGGUUCAUGCACUGCAAUUCCCACACCAAUCGGACUGAAGGAGGAGUUUCUAAAGGUGCCACUGUUGGUGUGCUCCUGGAUCUGAACAAGCACAACCUGACCUUUUACAUAAAUGGGCAGCAGCAGGGGCCUCCAGCGUUUGAAAACAUUGAGGGCGUCUUCAUGCCUGCGUUGAGCCUCAAUCGAAACGUCCAGGUGACCCUGCACACAGGACUGGAAGUGCCACAAUCUGUAAAACAGCCCAAGUUGCCCAACAACUAAUGAAGCCCGUCUGACACUGUGCUGGAUUCUGUAAGCUUUCUCAGUGUGUUUUGACACUUUUCAGUAAGUCAGUAAAAAAGCAUCCUCUUCCCUGACUUCAAACACUGUGCAGCAUGCUGCUCACUGAAUAAUCGACUGGUUAGAGCUAGGCCACUCCAUUUUCAAUUUAACAGCCAUAGCAAGCACAUCCACUGGACUGGCACUCGACUGCAGAUGGGUAAUUGAACAUAUCUACUCUGCAUUGCAUACAUAUGUACACUCAUGUGCACACACACACAAACACAUCUGUAAAGCAAAAGCUUAAAUGAGUGUAAUUUCUCUCUCAUGGCUGGAUUUGUGCUUAAAUAUUAGGGAUGCUGGAAAAAAUGGGUGAGACUGAAGGACAGUGGAUGUUGGAGCAGUUUACCAGCAGAUGAACUGGAUUCCCUUGCCACCUGAAGUCCUUAAAUAAAGAAAGCAUAUGUUUUGACAGCUGAAGCAGAGGUUAUAUGCUCAAGAAUUCCUGGUUGUCAGUUACCUGGUUGCUCAAGAAUUCCUGGUUUUCAAUUACAUUCAGGGGCUCAAAUGAUCAUGGAUUUUUCCUUCUGGCUCUAGACUGCAGUAAGCUAUAGGAUAAUGUCCCCUUAAAAUUCAGUGUCAGAACUUAUCUGCAGUGAGAACAAGAUUGAUUCCCAAAUGCUGCCAUGAAAUAGCUGGGUUCAUUUUAGCUAAUACCAUGAUACAUGCAGAAAUCGGGUACAGAAAGUCAAAAGAAAAAUAUCCUUGGUGCAUUUUAGUGUUUGUUAUUUAGGUGUGACUGCGGAGACACUUACAGAAGACCUGAUUGUGGUUAUCAGCACAACUCUUAUAAAACAGUGCAUGGGAGAUUCCUUUGAACUGAAAUUAUAUAAGAUUUAUUUAAAUAUGGCACAUACAAAGUCUCCCACAUUGAGAAAUGCUGUUUUCCAGCCUUGAUCCUAAGAAAACCUGUGCAGCUGUAGUUCCAAUGUAGCUUUGAGAUUUGAAGCCUUAAUUUUAUAUUAGAUUACUGUGACCUAAUUAAUGUCUUGAUCCUAAUGAAACACUUGAGAGAGAUUAAUAGCAGUAAUGCAAAACCCGUCCCUAAGAAUUUUUCUGGAUUGGGACAUAAAUCUUUUGCAAGACUUGACCUGUGCCUGGCAACUCCCAUGAAAAUGAGCAGCCAUUUCAGGUGCUGCCCGUGACAACUGGAGUCUGACUGACAGUGAUCUUUUCUCACAGCCAUGGCACUGUCACCUGCAUGCAGCUGUCAGAAAACCCAGCACUGGCUUGCCUGUGGGCUUUGUUUCCUCUGAACCCGGUUAACACGUGUGUGUGUGUAGUGGCAAUGCGUGAGGAGGAGAUGCAGCAGGCUUGGUGAGCCCGUGACAUCUUGGACUCUUGUCACUCUAACCCUAUAGAAGUGUGGUGCUAUCAAACAAGAAAAGCAUAAACUUUCAAAUCCUAUCCAUGUACUAUUUUGGUUUUUAAAAUCCUGCUGCUUAUACAAAUUUUCCUCUUCAAGCAUACAUAUACGCACACAGAUAUUCUUAUCAGGCAUGUAAUUAUUAAACCUGAAAACAAAUAUUCCAACCAAAAUCCAGCUUACUGCUUUGCAUUAAAGCACAGCCACAGGACAAACAGCCCAGACCUGCCUUCAGGCAGCCUGCCAGCCCCCAGAUAUCCUGCUGCAGGCCCACUUCUGCUCUCUGUCUGGAGCACAUCACUCAGGUAGCGCUGUGUGAUGGCAAGGCUUCCCUGUGGCAAACAGCCAGAAUCCUCCUGUGGGUCAUCCCACCUCACAGCCAUUGUGAGAAGAGAAAGGCAGACCAGAACAAAACUGGGCUAUUGCACAGACACAAAGCAGUCUGCCAUCCUGCUGCCUGUAACCAACCAAGCAUCCUGCAGCCCACCUCUUCUGCAGGACAGCAACACACCUGCAGCAAUGUCAAGACUGAAAUAGGAAAUAAAACCAAUGAUGGAAAAAAAAUAGCAUAUGCUUUUAAGUGAGGAAGUAACAGUACUUCCUUUAGAGUCUGGAACGGAUUGUAUUAUUAAAUUUGUAGACAAUGGAAUAACUGUGCUAUGCUUAUCUUGGUUUUGUAAAGAAUAUCAGAGACCAACUGUGUUAUAAUCUUCUGUUUCAUUCAAUACCAUAUGAACUCGUGCAAGAUUUUCUAAUUAGCAGGUCUGUUUUCACCUACCUCAGCUAGAAACGCUACCAGACCCCAAAUUUCUUCUUGAGUGUGCUCUUCUACAAACCUAACAGUUGUAAUCAUAGCAUUGACUUUGAGUAUUGCCAGUCAGAGUAGUGUAUGGGAAUAUUGUACAUAAAUUGCACAUAGUUUUUAUAAGGGGAAACAUCCUGUGAUAAUUUUAAUAUGGAAGGCACCCCACUUUCACUUGUAUUUAAAAAGACAGGACAUUGUUUCUUUUGGGACAGAACCUCUGUCUUUACUCCCAACUUCUGUAAAGGAAAUUCAAAUGAAUUUACAUAUUUCCAAUCUUCAACCAUUGCCAGAUGUUUAAAAUUAAUUCUGAAUGGCUUUUAGAAGUGUUUGCAGUUCUCAGUUUUUGUUUUCAUAGUUGCUUUGGUGUCGGUUCCUGGUGUAUUAUAUCUUGGGGAGAACACACUGAGUGACAUGUUGUUGAUUUCUAAUGAAUAUAUGGACAGUAGGUAGGAACAGUGAGUAGAGAAGCUCAGUUUUUACCCUCUAUGCAUUCCAACAUUCACAAAAGUAAGGUAGCUACCAUUGUAGUCUCCUUUUAACCUAGCAGAAAUGCAAAAAAGUUAAAAGAAAUAGUUAGAAGUAGGCUACCUGCAUUAGUAAGUACUACUUUACCCUAGGUAAAAAAACUAAACAAAGUCUUUGCAUGUGUUGGUUGUGUACUCAGUCAAGGACUUAUAUUUGGCAUGGCCUGUAGCAAUAAACCCAUUAUCCUCAUA